Messenger RNA from Neltuma alba, 1029 nucleotides. RefSeq lists its product as uncharacterized. NCBI's taxonomy places the organism in Eukaryota, Viridiplantae, Streptophyta, Magnoliopsida, Fabales, Fabaceae. Bases 42 to 707 code for a protein of 221 amino acids. The transcript has 2 exons. The record is from RefSeq and is a predicted model, not a curated record.
AGCAAUACACAGAAAAACAGAGCAAGGCCUGUUCCAGAGACAUGAAAAUGAACCUCAAACCGCUGUGCUUAAUCUUUCUGAUCCUCUUCCUCAUGAACUGCCCGACAAGUUCAACUUCAACCCCAACUCCGACGCCUUGGCCGGAACAAUUCCACGCGCUUCUGUACAUGAACAUUAGCGGCAAGCCCCUUCAUGUCGCUGACCUCUGGUACGACUGGCCCAAGCGUCGUAGCUUCUACAUACACCGGCGGCAACUAGUCGAUGACCUCCUGUACAACGCGGAGUGGGGCAACGGCACGUCGUAUUACUUCACGCUGGGGCCAAACCCUACGUGCAGAGUGGUGGACUACGGGGUUGGGAUUCCGAGGCCCGAUUUUCUGGUCGACGCUAAUUACCUUGGAACUCGGGUCAGCGACGGCUUCCUCUGCCACGUGUGGGAGAAGGUCGGCUUCAUUUGGUACUACGAAGAUGUUCUCACCAGAAGGCCCGUUCACUGGGACUUCUCCGACGGAAUAUCGACACACGUUAUAACCUAUGAGGUUGGUGCUGUUUUGCCAGAUUCAGUGGUUCAAGCACCUGCGCCGUGUUUCAACCAGGACAAGCUUCAGUCCAAGACCACGUCGUUUAAUAAGUUUGGCUGCCCUGACUUCGAUUUGAAUUUGACUAAGGGUAUGAUUAGAUUGGCGUCGGGCAAAACUGACUUCUAAUCCAACUGACUUUUAUAACUGAAGUUAGAAUAAAAAUCAGUUAGUAUAAUGCAAUUUAUGUUUGGAUAGAUGCUUUUAAAAAGUCAGUUGAAAAAGUUAAAAGUUGUUUGGAUGAUUAAUAAAAAAGUUAGUUUAGUUGUAAAAUGACUGAAAAGGAUAUGGAGUAGUGUUUGAAAUUUUAUAUUUUUAAUGUGAUAAUAAUUUAAAAAAACACGUGAAAUUAUUAUGAUAAAAUAUAAAUAAUUUAUUUGUAAAAUUAUAAAAUAAAAAUAUUUGUUACGGAGAAAAAUUUGAAAAUAUAUUGUAGAUAAUUAAUUAAAUA